GUUUUGUAACGCGUUCACAGUGCGUUCAUUCAGCGCUGAAUUUACUUGAUUUAUAGUUGUUAUUUACCUUAAAAUAUGAUCAGAGGCGUGAAACGGGAGAGGGAUUUUGAUGAAGACGAAGAGAAAGAAGUGCGUGUGAAAGUGGGUCGCGGUUAUGUUGAAGAUCGCAGAAGCCGCCAUUGUCCAUAUCUGGACACAAUCAACAGGAGUGUUUUGGAUUUUGACUUUGAGAAGCUUUGUUCAAUCUCUCUCUCACACAUUAAUGUCUACGCCUGUCUGAUCUGUGGGAAAUAUUUCCAGGGUCGAGGUCAGAAGUCUCACGCGUACAUCCACAGUGUUCAGGUCGCACACCAUGUUUUCCUCAAUCUCCACACGUUAAAGUUCUACUGCCUGCCAGACAACUACGAAAUCAUUGACUCCUCAUUGGAGGACAUUACAUAUGUGCUGAAACCCACGUUCACCAAACAGCACAUCUCCGGAUUGGAUAAGCAGGGAAAGCUGUACAGAGCCUAUGACGGCACUACUUACCUGCCGGGAAUUGUGGGUCUCAAUAAUAUUAAGGCUAAUGACUACGCUAAUGUAGUAUUGCAGGCGCUGUCGAACGUGCCACCUUUACGAAAUUACUUUCUCGAGGAGGAAAACUACCGUGGCAUUCGCCGUCCACCAGGGGACAUCAUGUUUCUGCUGGUGCAGCGGUUCGGGGAGCUUAUGCGCAAACUCUGGAACCCGCGAAACUUUAAAGCCCACGUGUCACCGCAUGAGAUGCUGCAGGCCGUGGUGUUAUGCAGUAAAAAGACCUUUCAGAUCACUAAACAAGGUGACGCUGUGGACUUUCUCUCCUGGUUCCUGAAUGCAUUGCAUGGUGCUCUUGGUGGAACAAAGAAGAAAUCCUCCAUCAUCACCAAGGCAUUUCAGGGGUCCAUGCGAAUCUUCUCAAAGAAACUUCCCCAUCCAGACUUGCCUCCAGAGGAGAAAGAAGCUCUUCUGCUGAAGGAGGAGUAUCAGGAGGAGAUGUCGGAGUCCACCUUCCUCUACCUGACCCUGGAUCUGCCCACCGCACCACUUUACAAAGAUGAGAAGGAGCAGCUCAUCAUUCCUCAGGUCCCGCUCUUCAACAUCCUGGGAAAGUUCAAUGGGAACACAGAGAAGGAGUACAAGACGUACAAAGAGAACUUUCUGAAAAGGUUCCAGCUCACCAAGCUUCCUCCGUACCUCAUCUUCUGCAUCAAGCGAUUCACCAAGAACAACUUCUUCGUGGAGAAGAACCCAACUAUCGUCAACUUCCCCAUCACGAAUGUUGACCUGCGCGAGUAUCUGACAGAAGAGGCUCAGGUCACAGAGAAAAACACCACCUAUGACCUGGUGGCCAACGUCGUCCAUGAUGGAAAACCCACUGAAGGCUCCUACAGGAUCCAUGUUCUUCAUCACGGCACAGGGAAAUGGUAUGAGCUUCAGGACCUGCAGGUGAUUGAUAUUCUUCCCCAGAUGAUCACGCUCUCAGAGGCCUACAUACAGAUUUGGAAGAGACAAGAUAAGCAAGAUGGAGCAAAAAGCCACACAGGAGCAUAAGAGGACUGCAAAAACACAGCAUUGGAGAGACUAACAUGAAAGCAUCACUCGUGUUCAGAGGUGAAUCAAGCACACCACAUGUUUCAACAGUGAAGGACUGAGUAAAACACACAAUGAGAAAAGAGAAGAGAACCCUGUCAUGUUUCAUCAAACAUAACUCUGCUGAGGAAUGAAGGUGAAUAAAUCACAUUUCUGUAAUUUUAAGUCUGUUUGAUUGUGAUGUUGGGCAGUGUGUAGUGUGGGGUUGUAUUAUUAAAGUUUUCAAAACUA
Molecule: messenger RNA, 1839 nt
Organism: Danio rerio (zebrafish)
Lineage: Eukaryota; Metazoa; Chordata; Actinopteri; Cypriniformes; Danionidae
Gene: usp39
Product: ubiquitin specific peptidase 39
Biological process (GO): mRNA processing; protein deubiquitination; spliceosomal complex assembly
Cellular component (GO): nucleus
Molecular function (GO): cysteine-type deubiquitinase activity; zinc ion binding
Source: RefSeq, marked provisional